GACCUCCACCACCACCUCCACCACCAGCAGCAGCAGCAGCAGCAGCAACGCACUCAAUGCGCCCUGUUAGGGUCAUCUGGAGGAGCUGAGAGGAGAGAGUAAAGAGAGAGAGAGGGAGAGAAGGGAGGAAGGAAGGAAGGAAGGAAGGAAGGAGGGGGGGACUGGCAGUAGGAGAAGAGAAGCUACAGCUAAGCGAGCGCCUGGGACCCACAGGCAGACAGACAGACAGACAGACAGACAGACACAGACAGGCGGCCGGAGCACCAGCCAUGAACUUAGUGGAGCCCCUUCGGUGAAGCCACAGAAAGGGCUCUGGUGGUGGUGGUGGAGGAGGAGGAGGAGGAGGAGAUGGACUGCGGUUCACUGCGAGAUACCAUCAGGCGUUGGUGUUCUGGUGAAGAGAACUGGGUGGAUAAUCGCACAGUUUAUAUUGGACAUCGUGAGCCCCCUCAAGGCACUGAUGCUUACAUACCUCAAAGAUAUCCUGACAACAGAAUUGUGUCUUCAAAGUAUACUUUCUGGAACUUCAUUCCCAAGAACCUGUUCGAACAAUUCAGAAGAAUUGCUAACUUCUAUUUUCUUAUCAUAUUCCUUGUACAGUUGAUCAUUGACACUCCAACCAGCCCAAUAACCAGUGGGCUUCCUCUUUUCUUUGUCAUCACCGUAACAGCAAUCAAGCAGGGUUAUGAAGACUGGCUCCGACAUAAGGCAGAUAAUGCGGUGAACAAAUGUCCCGUUCAUGUAAUCCAGCAUGGCAAAAUAGUUCGAAAACAAAGUAGAAAAUUGCGGGUUGGAGACGUUGUGAUGGUAAAAGAAGAUGAAAGCUUUCCCUGUGACAUGAUAUUCUUAUCUUCGAGCAGGAUCGAAGGGACCUGCUUUGUUACCACUGCCAGCUUGGAUGGAGAGUCAAGUACAAAGACAUACUAUGCUGCUCAAGACACAAAGGCGUAUCACACUGAAGAAGAAAUAGACUCAUUGAAUGCUACAAUUGAAUGUGAACAACCUCAACCUGAUCUUUACAAGUUUGUUGGCCGAAUAAAUAUUUACCAUGAGACAGAGGAACCCAUUGUAAGGCCUUUAGGAUCCGAAAACGUUCUACUGAGAGGAGCUACAUUAAAAAAUACAGAAAAGAUCUAUGGUGUGGCAAUAUACACAGGCAUGGAAACCAAGAUGGCAUUGAAUUAUCAAUCCAAGGCACAGAAACGGUCAGCUGUGGAAAAAUCAAUGAAUGCUUUCCUAGUUGUGUACUUGUGCAUCCUGAUCAGCAAAGCUUUAAUAAACACAAUCCUGAAAUACAUCUGGCAAAGUGAAACUAUCCGGGAUGAGCCUUGGUAUAACAUGAAAACUGAUAUAGAUCGACAAAAAAACAAGUUUUUGAAAACAUUUACAGAUUUUCUCGCCUUUAUGGUUCUCUUCAACUACAUUAUUCCAGUGUCUAUGUAUGUUACUGUGGAAAUGCAAAAAUUCCUUGGUUCCUAUUUCAUUACUUGGGAUGAAGAUAUGUACGAUGAAGAAAUUGGUGAAGGACCAAUAGUGAAUACAUCUGACCUGAAUGAAGAAUUGGGCCAGGUAGAAUAUAUCUUCACAGAUAAAACAGGAACCCUAACAGAAAAUAACAUGGAGUUUAUUGAGUGCUGUAUAGAUGGCCAUGUCUAUGUUUCACACUCGAUAUGCAACGGGCAGAGCCUUUCUAGCAGUUCUGGGAUAGAUCUCAUUGAUGCACCGUCUGGAAUGGCUGAAAUGGAAAGGGAGGAAUUAUUUUUCCGAGCUCUCUGCCUUUGCCAUACCGUCCAGGUUAAGGAAGAAGAUCAAGUAGAUUAUCAGAAAAAAUUGCGGCAGCAACCUGGGAGAUCAUCUGUGUACAUUUCCUCUUCUCCAGAUGAAAUAGCCCUGGUGGAGGGCGUAAAGAGACUCGGGUUCACAUUCUUACGACUAAAGAACAAUUACAUGGAGAUUUUGAAUCGAGAGACUGAAAUUGAAAGGUUUGAAUUGCUUGAGAUCUUGAGUUUUGAUUCUGUCAGACGACGAAUGAGUGUGAUUGUAAAAUCAAGUACAGGGGAGAUAAUCCUUUUCUGCAAAGGAGCAGAUUCAUCUAUUUUCCCCAGAGUGACAGAAGGCAGGAUGGAACAAAUCCAGUCCCAAGUAGAACAUAAUGCAGUGGAGGGACUACGGACUCUGUGUGUGGCUUACAAAAUUCUGAGUCAUGAAGAAUAUGAUGGUAUUUACAAACUCCUACAGAGCGCGAAACUUGCCCUCCAGGAACGCGACAGGAAGCUUGCAGAAGCUUAUGAUAUUGUUGAAAGGGAUCUGCAUUUAAUUGGAGCGACAGCUGUGGAAGACAGACUUCAAGACAAAGCAGCAGACACUAUUGAAUCUUUGCAGAAGGCUGGGGUGAAAGUUUGGGUGUUGACAGGAGACAAGAUGGAAACUGCUGCAGCCACAUGCUAUGCCUGCAAACUUUUCAGGAGGAAUACACAAUUAUUGGAGCUGACCACAAAGCGAAUAGAAGAGCAGAGCUUACAUGAUGUGCUCUUUGAUUUAAACAAAACCAUAAUCCGACACAGUGGCACCUUACGAAGAGACAGUAUAUCAGGAUUUUCUCAGAAUGAUUUACAAGAUUAUGGCUUGAUCAUUGAUGGGGCCACACUAUCACUGGUAAUGAAACCUGCAGAAGACGGCAGUUCAAGCAAUUACAAAAAUAUAUUUCUGGAGAUAUGUCGCAAUUGCAGUGCAGUAUUAUGCUGUAGGAUGGCACCUUUACAAAAAGCACAGAUAGUUAAACUAAUCAAAUGUUCAAAAGAGCGCCCUAUAACGUUAGCAAUUGGGGAUGGAGCUAAUGAUGUUAGUAUGAUUUUGGAAGCUCAUGUUGGUAUAGGUUUAAUGGGGAAAGAAGGACGGCAAGCUGCGAGGAAUAGUGAUUAUGCUAUUCCCAAAUUCAAACAUCUCAAAAAGCUGAUGCUUGUACAUGGGCACUAUUAUUACAUUCGAAUAGCAGAGCUUGUCCAGUAUUUCUUCUAUAAGAAUGUUUGCUUCAUAUUUCCUCAGUUUUUGUACCAGUUCUUUUGUGGAUUUUCUCAACAGCCAUUGUAUGAUACUGCAUAUCUUACAUUGUACAACAUCAGCUUCACUUCCCUUCCCAUCCUGUUGUACAGCCUGAUGGAACAGCAUGUCAGUAUUGACAUACUGAAGAGAGACCCGUCACUGUACAGGGACAUUGCCAAAAAUGCCUUGUUACGUUGGCGGUUGUUUAUAUACUGGACAUUCCUGGGGGUGUUUGAUGCAGUGGUGUUUUUCUUUGGUGCUUAUUUCCUCUUUGACAAUUCAACCAUGACCAGUAAUGGGCAGAUGUUUGGAAACUGGACAUUUGGGACCCUUGUCUUCACUGUGCUGGUGUUUACAGUAACUCUUAAGCUUGCACUAGAUACUCACAACUGGACAUGGGUAAACCACUUUGUUAUAUGGGGCUCACUGCUGUUUUACAUCAUCUUCUCCCUUCUCUGGGGAGGCAUUAUCUGGCCCUUCCUCAACUACCAGAGAAUGUACUAUGUCUUCAUGCAAAUGUUGUCAAGUGGGCCGGCUUGGUUAGGUAUUUUCCUGCUGAUAACAGUCAGCCUCCUUCCAGAUGUGGUUAAAAAAGUGCUUUGCAGGCAGCUUUGGCCAACAGCAGCAGAAAAAGUUCAGAAUGCUCUUAGGAAUCCCACGAGGGACCAUAUGUCGGAGUUCACCCCACUGGCCUCUCUUCAGUGCUCCAGCUACAAGAGCAAUGACCAAAACACUCAUCAAGCUGCAAGGUCUGUCUCAGUUCAGAAUUCCAGUAAGGUGAUGUACACAUAUUGGGGUGGUGAGGAUUAUUAUAAUCAAUCGCUAUUUGAUUAUUCUAGUGCUCCCUGCACCUCUAAUGCAUACUGCACCUUUACUGGAUCUGGCGUGGAAACUUCAGUUUAGUCUAGAAAAUGUAGCCUAUACUGGUUUCUUGAACUUAAUCACUCCCGUGUUAUUAAGAUGCGAAGACUUGAGAGAUCUCUUGGCUCCAGAGGUUUGAAGUACCCUUUAGAAACACGAACAAGACAAUUGUGCAUCCUUCCUAGGCCAAUAGACUUGUCACUACUGAUGAAGAAUUGAACAAUCUGCACAGUCUGGUACUGUGUGGCUGGUGUUACUACAACACUUCUUUGCCCUUUGUGCUGCUUCUACUUGUUGUCAACUAGUAUUACUCAAAACCUAUUUGAUUCUUCAGACAACCCAAUCCUCAAAUAUUUCCCAUCUUAUUUUCAUCCAGGACUGGCAGCAUUCCAUCGAGGUGACAUUGGUUACCUUUUCUACCAGUCUGCCAGAUAACAGCGUUCUGUUCGUUACUGUUUAUUUUGUAAUGAGCUAAUGAUGCUUUAUUUUUUGCUUUCCGCAGAACAAACUGGUGUUUCCUGUGUGCAAACCUCUUUUCAAGGAACGCUCCUUGACAUUACUUUUCAUC
This is a messenger RNA of Callorhinchus milii (elephant shark), 4471 nucleotides long. RefSeq names its product ATPase phospholipid transporting 11A (gene atp11a). Gene Ontology annotation, cellular component: endoplasmic reticulum; plasma membrane; recycling endosome. NCBI's taxonomy places the organism in Eukaryota, Metazoa, Chordata, Chondrichthyes, Chimaeriformes, Callorhinchidae. Gene Ontology annotation, molecular function: magnesium ion binding; ATP binding; ATP hydrolysis activity. The record is from RefSeq and is a predicted model, not a curated record. Gene Ontology annotation, biological process: phospholipid translocation. The coding region runs from base 349 to 3945 and encodes 1198 amino acids. The transcript is spliced from 29 exons.